AACUCCAUUUUGUUAAACAAAAUACUAUUCAAUUUUUUCAUUUUUUGUCCUUUUAUGUCACAUUUUAUCCGCAACAAAUUAACAAUUCCCCCUUUUUUUCUUCUUAAAUUUCCAUACAAAUUUGAUUAAUUCCUUGAAUUUUGGUAGCUGAGAUUUUAUUCAUAGAAAGUGGGUAGGAGCUAAAUUUCUGGGAGAACCUAAUUUUGAUGUCCAAUAAUUUCACCCUUCAUUUUCGGCGAAUCCUUUUUUAAAUUCAUCUUCCAUUUUCUCUUUCUCUCUCCUCCUUUCGCCUGUGAUCUAGGGUUUUUAUUCCCUGCUCUCUAUCAGGUAAUCUGGGUGGUUAGAGGUGCAGGGUUCUCUUUCCCAAUCAUCAGCCAAAGUUUGAGGUGGAUCUCUCAAAAUUCCUUUAUUAAUUUUUUAAUUAGUUGAUUGUCGAAAAAUAAACAAAAAAUAAAUAAAUCAUCAAAAGGUAGGUAGGCUUGGACAUAAAGUGAGAGGAAUACCACUCGAUGAAGUUAUUUGGCUGUAAAUUUAAUUGACAAGUUCAAGAUUUUGGAACAAUAAGUUUACUUUAAAGUUUUUAGUACAUUUAGAUUUAUGAUAGUACUAUAUAAGAGGAGGAUUAUAGGUGUUAAACAACAUUAUUGUUAUAUAUAAUACGGAUUACUAGUUUACUACAUUGUCUAAUGGCUUCUCGAGAAGGAGAGUUUUUGGUUGAUCUUGAAUGUGGUGGUACUACCUCUGAGGAGGAGUUGAGUGGGGAUGCUGUUUCCGAUAAUGGAAGAGGGAGAGUGGCGGUAAGUCGGGGCCGUAAUGGGGUUUUAUGUUAUAGUGGGUUGACAAAUGGUGGUGCCGUGGUUGUUGACUCCAACAUUGGUGGUCAAGGAGUUGAUUUACUUAUUGACAAAAGUUCAGAAGGUGAAGAUUGUAGAGAUUUCGUUGCUGUUUUAGAGAAGAGGAAUCCAAAGGAACAACGAAAGAAGGUGGGGUCGAAGAAGGCAUCGAAACCACCCCGACCUCCAAAUGGUCCAUUGUUGACUGCAUCGGACCUGAAAUUGGUGAAGGAACUGUCUGAAUUAGCUGCUAGAAAGCGGGCAAGAGUUGAACGGAUUAAAGCAUUUAGGAAGAUGAAAGAUGCUAAGCGGUCUUCUUCAGGCAGCAGCGUAACUGCAAUGGUGAUAACGGUUGUGUUCUUCCUUAUUAUAGUGUUUCAAGGAAUUUACUCUGGAAGUAGCUUUACUAAGAAAUUUCAGGGAUCACCUGCACCAGCAACAGCGAAGGAAGGUUUGAUUUCGAUCCAAUUAUUCAACAAUGCUCCUACGUAUGAAAUGAAUCAACCCAUUUCUCUUUCUCCAAAUUCUUUGGAGGUGGCUUCGAGUUCAAGUCCUCGGGAGCAAGAAGGCAGGGAUGCUCGGUAAAAAAAUUCUUUGUUAGAAUCAUCAGGAUAACUUACUGAAAUGGAAUGUUCAACUUCUAAAUCAUUUUUUUCAAAAAAAGAAAUCCGAUUUCCAAAAAAGGCUGCUCGUUUGUAAAUAGGUAUAGAGCUUCAUCUACGGGAGAUUGUAUAGAUGUUUUCAUCUUUCAAACCGGGAUCUUGUCCAGACUUUGAUAUCCAGAUCGAGGAAGCGAAAUUUUGGUUCUUUGAUUCA
Messenger RNA from Spinacia oleracea (spinach), 1649 nucleotides. RefSeq lists its product as uncharacterized. The transcript is spliced from 4 exons. The coding region runs from base 687 to 1418 and encodes 243 amino acids. Lineage: Eukaryota; Viridiplantae; Streptophyta; Magnoliopsida; Caryophyllales; Amaranthaceae. The record is from RefSeq and is a predicted model, not a curated record.